Messenger RNA from Rangifer tarandus platyrhynchus (Svalbard reindeer), 2283 nucleotides. The record is from the annotation of a GenBank genome assembly. Lineage: Eukaryota; Metazoa; Chordata; Mammalia; Artiodactyla; Cervidae.
AUGGGGUGGUGCUCCUGGAAGACGCAGCUGCUGCUGCUCCUGGCGGCGCUGAUCCUCCAGCCCUGGAAUCCCUGCCUGGGUACAGACUCCGAGAAGCCCUCCAGCAUCCCCACAGAUAAAUUAUUGGUCAUAACUGUAGCAACAAAAGAAAGUGAUGGAUUCCAUCGAUUUAUGCAAUCAGCCAAAUACUUCAAUUAUACUGUGAAGGUCCUUGGUCAAGGAGAAGAGUGGAGAGGUGGUGAUGGAAUUAAUACUAUUGGAGGAGGCCAAAAAGUGAGAUUGAUGAAAGAAGUCAUGAAACAUUAUGCCAAUCAAGAGGAUCUGGUUGUCUUGUUUACUGAAUGCUUUAAUGUUAUAUUUGCUGGUGGUCCAGAAGAAGUUCUAAAAAAGUUUCAAAAGUCAAACCACAAAGUGGUCUUUGCAGCUGAUGGAGUUCUGUGGCCAGAUAAAAGAUUAGCAGACAAGUAUCCCAUUGUGCACAUUGGGAAACGCUACCUGAAUUCAGGAGGAUUUAUUGGUUAUGCUCCUUAUAUCAACCACAUAGUUCAACAGUGGAAUCUCCAGGAUAAUGAUGAUGAUCAGUUAUUUUACACUAAAAUUUACAUUGAUCCACUGAAGAGGGAAGCUAUUAACAUCACAUUGGAUCACAAAUGUAAAAUUUUCCAGACCUUAAAUGGAGCUGUAGAUGAAGUUGUUUUGAAAUUUGAAAAUGGAAAAGCCAGAGCUAAAAAUGUAUUUUAUGAAACAUUACCAGUGAUGAUUAAUGGAAAUGGGCCCACCAAGAUCCUCCUGAAUUAUUUUGGAAACUAUAUACCUAAUGCAUGGACACAAGAUAAUGGUUGCACCCUUUGUGAAGUGGAUACAAUUGACUUGUCUGCAAUAGAUGUCUAUCCAAAUGUAACAAUAGGUGUUUUUAUUGAGCAACCAACCCCUUUCCUACCUCGAUUUCUGAACACAUUGUUGACUCUGGAUUACCCAAAAGAAGCACUUAAAUUCUUUAUUCAUAACAAAGAAGUUUAUCAUGAAAAGGACAUCAAAGUAUUUUUUGAUAAAGCUAAACAUGAAAUCACUACUCUAAAAAUAGUAGGACCAGAAGAAAACCUAAGUCAAGCAGAAGCCAGAAACAUGGGAAUGGAUUUUUGCCGUCAGGAUGAAAACUGUGAAUAUUACUUUAGUGUGGAUGCAGAUGUUGUUUUGACAAAUCUAAGGACUUUGAAAAUUUUGAUUGAACAAAACAGGAAGAUCAUUGCUCCUCUUGUAACUCGUCAUGGAAAACUGUGGUCCAACUUCUGGGGGGCCUUGAGUCCUGAUGGAUACUACGCUCGAUCUGAAGAUUAUGUGGAUAUUGUUCAAGGGAAUAGAGUAGGGAUAUGGAACGUCCCAUACAUGGCUAAUGUGUACUUAAUUAAAGGAAAGACCCUCCGAUCAGAGAUGAAUGAAAGGAACUAUUUUGUCCGUGAUAAACUGGAUCCUGAUAUGGCUCUUUGCCGAAAUGCUAGAGAAAUGACUUUACAAAGGGAAAAAGACUCCCCUACUCCGGAAACAUUCCAAAUGCUCAGCCCCCCAAAGGGUGUUUUUAUGUACAUUUCUAAUAGACAUGAAUUUGGAAGACUAUUAUCAACUGCUAAUUACAAUAUUUCCCAUUUUAACAAUGACCUCUGGCAGAUUUUUGAAAAUCCUGUGGACUGGAAGGAAAAGUAUAUAAACCGAGAUUACUCAAAGAUUUUCACUGAAAAUAUAGUUGAACAGCCUUGUCCAGAUGUUUUUUGGUUUCCUAUAUUUUCUGAAAAAGCCUGUGAUGAAUUGGUGGAAGAAAUGGAGCAUUAUGGCCAGUGGUCUGGAGGGAAGCAUCAUGAUAGCCGUAUAUCUGGUGGCUAUGAAAAUGUCCCAACCGAUGAUAUCCACAUGAAGCAAAUUGGCCUGGAAAAUGUAUGGCUUCAUUUUAUCCGGGAGUUUAUUGCGCCUGUCACACUGAAAGUCUUUGCAGGCUAUUAUACUAAGGGAUUUGCACUCUUGAAUUUUGUAGUAAAAUACUCCCCUGAAAGACAGCGCUCCCUUCGCCCUCAUCAUGAUGCUUCUACAUUUACCAUCAACAUUGCACUCAAUAAUGUGGGAGAAGAUUUUCAGGGAGGUGGAUGCAAAUUUCUAAGGUACAAUUGCUCUAUUGAGUCACCAAGGAAAGGCUGGAGUUUCAUGCAUCCAGGGAGACUCACCCAUCUGCAUGAAGGACUUCCUGUUAAAAACGGAACAAGAUACAUCGCUGUGUCAUUUAUAGAUCCCUAA